AGUGUUAUUGUAAAUAUUCUAUUGUCAAGAAGCUUAAAAAUGGGAACUCGCAAUCGUGCAUUUUAUGGCGACGACGAUGAUGGAAAUUACUCAUCAAGACGAGAAAUUGAAGAAAUUCCAACAAUAUCUAAAACAACAGAAGCGGAUGGAGCGCAAAUUACGAAAUUCGCAGAAACAAUAUCUGGCUUAAACUUAAAUGACUACGCAACGAGAAAAACGAUUGCACAAGGAAUGCUUGAUUUAGCCCUUUUGACUGCAAAUGCUGCUCAAUUGAAGCGAGUGAUGUCUAUUGGAGAUGAAUACAAGUUUUAUUACUUUCUGAUGACAUUGAUAAUUAUUUCAAUAAGUCUUCAGGUUGUACAAGCUAUCAUCAUGGCUAUUCUUGCAAUCGUUUUCGAUCUGAAUAAAGUCGAAGAACAUCGUCGAACAAAUAUCGCAAACAAUAUUUUGUUAAUAAUAACAAUCAUAUCAGUGGCCAUCAACAUUAUUAUUUCUACUUUUGACAUUGCCGAUAUUGGAACAAAGUGACUGUGCCCGAAACCUUUUGACAACGAUGCGAUUCCGAUAAAACUUCUGAGUCAAAAAAAUGUUGAACAAAUUUAAAUUAAUUUAAUAUAGAAAUCUUAAAAUAGCUCAGC
This is a messenger RNA of Clunio marinus, 638 nucleotides long. The record is from the annotation of a GenBank genome assembly. Lineage: Eukaryota; Metazoa; Arthropoda; Insecta; Diptera; Chironomidae.